Messenger RNA from Trematosphaeria pertusa, 935 nucleotides. RefSeq lists its product as uncharacterized. Bases 66 to 935 code for a protein of 289 amino acids. NCBI's taxonomy places the organism in Eukaryota, Fungi, Ascomycota, Dothideomycetes, Pleosporales, Trematosphaeriaceae. The transcript is spliced from 4 exons. The record is from RefSeq and is a predicted model, not a curated record. Gene Ontology annotation, molecular function: NADH dehydrogenase (ubiquinone) activity.
CGCCAUCACCACACGCCGCCCUCACCUGCUGCCCGCGCUGCUCCCGCAUACUCUCCACUCCCACAAUGGCUCUGCGACAGGCCGUCGCCCGGCCAUUGGGCGCCGCCGUGCGUUCGGCGGGCUGCUCUCGAAGCGCUGUGCGCGCCUUUGCAUCGACAGCGCUGCGGGCGAAGGAGGUCGCUGCAGAGAGCUCUGAGACGCCCAACAUGCGAUUUGCUCCCCGCGACCCGCAGGGCAAGCUCAAGGCGGCCAUCGUGAACCCGGCCGACAAAUACCAAGAGAAGGGCGAGGCACUGCACAAAUACGGCCAGUAUCUCAUGUCGUGUCUGCCAAAAUACAUCCAGCAGUUCUCCGUCUGGAAGGACGAGUUGACCAUCUACAUUCCUCCCUCCGGCGUCAUUCCCGUCUUCACCUUCCUCAAGUACCACACCGCCGCCGAGUACACGCAGGUGUCAGACAUCACGGCCGUCGAUUACCCCACCAAGGACCAGCGCUUCGAGGUGGUAUACAACAUGCUGAGCAUCCGGCACAAUUCGCGCUUGAGGAUCAAGACGUAUGCGGAUGAGGCAACACCGGUGCCCAGCAUUUGCGAUCUCUACGAUGGUGCAAACUGGUAUGAGAGGGAGGUUUAUGACUUGUUUGGUGUAUUCUUCGUCGGACACCCGGAUCUGAGGCGCAUCAUGACUGACUACGGUUUCGAUGGCCACCCGCUGCGGAAGGACUUCCCGAUGACCGGUUAUACUGAAAUCCGAUACGAUGAGGAGAAGAAGAGGAUUGUCGUGGAGCCACUUGAGAUGACUCAGGCCUUCAGGAACUUCCGGGGAGGUUCGACCGUCUGGGAACCGGUAGGACCGGGUGACGACAGAAAGCCAUCACAGUUCAAGCUGCCCACACCGAAACCCGAGCCGCCAAAGGAGGGCGAGCAGAAGAAAUAG